AUGGACGGGCAGACAGCGGAGAAGCCCUUCUCGUGUCCUGAAUGCGGGAAACGCGUAACCAGAAAAACCACCCUCCGGAUACAUCUGAGGCUUCACACGGGAGAGCGACCCUUCCCGUGUUCUCAGUGCGCCAAAUGUUUCGCUACCAAGCGGCAGCUGACAAAACACGAGCGCUUUCACACGGGAGAGAAGCCCUUUACGUGUCCCGGCUGCGGGAGAGGCUUCGUCUCCAAGUCGGAACUGAUCCGGCACGAGCGGGUCCACACCGGGGAGAAGCCGUACGCCUGUGCGGAGUGCGGGAAGCGAUUCGCCAGAAAAGAUUGCCUCCGCGUCCACGAGAAGUUCCACAAGAACGUGUGGCCGUUUUCCUGCCCUGAAUGCGGGAAAGGCCUUCCCACCAAGAUCGCGCUCGAUAAUCACGAGAAGAAGCACAGUGGGGAGAAACCGUUCGCCUGUCUUGAAUGCGGAAAAUGUUUUAUCACCCAACCGGAGCUUAUUAGACAUGAGAGAUUUCACACGGGAGAGAACCUGUUGGCGUGUCCUGGAUGCGACCGGUGGUUUGCCACACCGUCGGAGCUCAGCAGACACGAGAGAAUUCACACGGGAGAGAGACCGUUUGCGUGUUCCAAAUGCGGGAAGUGCUUCUAUACAAAGGGGAACCGGAACAAGCACGAACUGAGUCACACGGGAGAGAAACCCUACACGUGUUCGGAAUGCGGGAGGCGCUUCAGUAAGAAGUCUUCCCUCACCAUACAUCACAGGACUCACACUGGGGAGAAACCGUUUAUCUGUUCCGAGUGCGGCAUAGGUUUCCACGCGAAGGUGCAACUCAACAGGCACGAGAAGCUGCACACCGGCGAGAAGCCGUUCUCGUGCCCCGCGUGCGCAAAACGCUUUAACACAAAGACGCACCUGACCAGACACGAGCGGAUGCACACGGGGGAGAAGCCGUUUGCGUGUUCUGAAUGCGAGAAGUGCUUCACCUCGAAAACCGAGCUGGUUAGGCACUUGAGAUUUCACACGGGAGAGAGACCGUUUGCGUGUUCCCAAUGCGGAAAAUGCUUUUCCACCAAGUCGCUACUCGGCAAGCAUGAGCAAUGUCACAGCGGAGAGAAGCCGUUUGUGUGUUCUGAGUGCGGGCAAUGUUUCACUACACGGCCUUCACUCACCGCACACAGGAGAACUCACACCGGGGAGAAACCGUUCGCCUGCUCUGAGUGCGGAUUACGCUUUCACACAAAGACGCAGCUGAAGAAACACGUGAAGUUUCACACGGGGGAGAAGCCGUUCGCGUGUGUCGAGUGCGGGAGGUGUUUUACCGCAAAGGCGCUCCUGCACAGACACGUGAGAAUGCACGCCGUUUGCGUGCUCUGA
Spea bombifrons (plains spadefoot toad) is the source of this 1374-nucleotide messenger RNA. RefSeq names its product gastrula zinc finger protein XlCGF26.1-like. NCBI's taxonomy places the organism in Eukaryota, Metazoa, Chordata, Amphibia, Anura, Pelobatidae. The transcript has a single exon. Gene Ontology annotation, biological process: negative regulation of transcription by RNA polymerase II; regulation of immune system process; regulation of cytokine production. The record is from RefSeq and is a predicted model, not a curated record. Bases 1 to 1374 code for a protein of 457 amino acids.